AUGAGUGAAGAGAGACGAGAUGGAAAGCAACCAGAGGGUUCAGGAGAACCGGCUGUCCAGCAAAUCAACCUCAACCAAGUUCAAUUUGAGGCUAUGAUGGCUGAGAUAACCAGAAGAAUGCAAAAUACUUACAACCUUGCACAACAAGCUAAUGAAAACUUACCUGGUGUUAAUGCAGGGCAAGAGAGGGAUGCGGUUGCUGCUGGAGCUCAGAGAGCACGCAUUGGACCUAUAAGAGGGCCACGAGUUGAGAUUGGGGGUCGUGGGGUUUAUGGAGAACAUUAUCAAGAAGAUUCAACUGAUGAAAGUGAUGAUGGAUCUCAGGCUAGUCAGCAUGGUAGAAACUACAACCGUAGGCGACCAGCUACUGAUAACCUAGGCAAUCUCAAGCUUAGAAUCCCUCCAUUCCAUGGGAAGAAUGAUCCUGAUGCUUACUUAGAGUGGGAGAAGAAGAUUGAACUGGUUUUCAAUUGCCAGCAGCUCACCGAGGAGAGAAAAGUGAGACUAGCAGCUACUGAAUUCUGUGGAUAUGCUAUUAGCUGGUGGGAUCAGAUUGCUACUACCAGGAGACGCAAUGGAGAGCCUCAAGUAGCUUCCUGGUUUGAGAUGAAAACUGUGAUGAAGAAGAGAUUUGUUCCUAAUCACUAUGGAAGAGAUCUACACCAGAAGUUGAGAAGGCUUUCUCAAGGGUCUAAGAGUGUAGAGGACUAUCACCAGGAGAUGGAAACACUCAUGUUAAAAGCUGAUUUAGAAGGUGUAGAAGCUACUAUGGCAAGAUUCCAAGGAGGUCUUAACAGAGAUAUACAAGAUAGGUUGGAGCUACAAGAAUAUGAGGACAUGGAUGAACUGCUACAUAAAGCUAUUUUGAUUAAGCAGCAGAACAAGAGGAAGAGCUCUACCCGGUCUUCAUACACUCCUACUUCAAAACCGGCCUACUCCAGGGAAGAUAAGCCAGGGGAUAAGUCCAAGGGUGGUUCUUCUUCAGUAGAGACCAAGAGAGAUGACAAGGGUAAAGGAGUAGCCACAUCUACUAAGACCAGGAACAUUAAGUGUUUCAAGUGUCAUGGAUUUGGUCACUAUGCUAAUGAGUGCACCAACAAGAAGGUGAUGACUAUCUUAGCCAACGGGGAGGUGAUAUCUGAAGAGGAGGACGCCGGCCAAGAGUCAGAUGAGGAAGGCGUGGAGUACCCUGUCCGUGGAGAGCUACUAGUCACCAGGAGACUUCUCAAUGCUCAACCUAAAGCCAAAGAAGAUGAGCAAAGGGAAAACUUGUUCCACACCAGAUGUUUGGUUCAAGAAAAGGUUUGUAGCCUGAUCAUUGAUGGAGGCAGCUGUACUAAUGUAGCAAGUGCUGAGUUGGUGGAGAAGUUGGGUCUUCAAGUGUUUAAACAUCCUAAACCAUAUCUCUUGCAAUGGAUCAAUGAUGAGGGUGGAUUAAAGAUCACCAAACAAGUGAAGGUCUUGCUAUCAGUGGGAAAGUACCAGGAUGAGAUCACUUGUGAUGUAGCACCCCUUGUAAACACUUUUGUGUUUUAG
Messenger RNA from Brassica napus (rape), 1536 nucleotides. RefSeq lists its product as uncharacterized. The transcript has a single exon. Lineage: Eukaryota; Viridiplantae; Streptophyta; Magnoliopsida; Brassicales; Brassicaceae. Bases 1 to 1536 code for a protein of 511 amino acids. Gene Ontology annotation, molecular function: nucleic acid binding; zinc ion binding. The record is from RefSeq and is a predicted model, not a curated record.